Messenger RNA from Pteropus alecto (black flying fox), 1863 nucleotides. It is a transcript of the gene HOMER3, whose product is annotated as homer scaffold protein 3. NCBI's taxonomy places the organism in Eukaryota, Metazoa, Chordata, Mammalia, Chiroptera, Pteropodidae. The record is from RefSeq and is a predicted model, not a curated record. Gene Ontology annotation, molecular function: G protein-coupled glutamate receptor binding. The transcript has 10 exons. Gene Ontology annotation, biological process: G protein-coupled glutamate receptor signaling pathway; regulation of store-operated calcium entry. Gene Ontology annotation, cellular component: cytoplasm; dendrite; postsynaptic density. Bases 528 to 1607 code for a protein of 359 amino acids.
GGGCCCCGAAGUUCCAGGGCCGGGGAGGGAGCGGGGGUCUCCGAAGUUCCGGACACGGAGGCUAGGAGGAGCCCCGAAAUUCCAAGUCUUUAAGGGGCGCAGCGGCCCUGAAGUUCCGGAGCUCGGGUCGGGUCGGGGACAGUGCUAGGCGUUCCCAAAGUUCCUUCCCCGAAGGAGGCUGCGAAGGUGUCUCCGAAGUUCCAGACCUUAGGUGGGGACCGGUAAGAGGAGACCCCGAAAUUCCCAACCUGGGGAUGGAAGAGUGGCAGGGGGUCCCUAAAGUUCAGCAAUCGGGGCGAUGCGGAGGAUCCCCGAAGUUCUGGACCUGGGGUUGGAGGAGGCAGAUAAUGUAUCUCCGAAGUUCUUGACCUGGAGUCGGGGCGUCGCGGGGAUCUCGGGAAUUCCAAGGUGGGGGACCCGAAGUUGAGGCGCUUACUAGGCUCCCUGCUCCUGAUACGGAGGCUGAACCAGCAGCUCCUGCCAUCCUUCUGGUUGCCCCUUGGAGCCCAUCCAGUCCAGCCUGACCAAUGUCCACAGCCAGGGAGCAGCCCAUCUUCAGCACACGUGCACACGUGUUCCAGAUUGACCCAGCCACCAAACGAAACUGGAUCCCCGCGGGCAAGCACGCGCUCACCGUCUCCUACUUCUAUGAUGCCACCCGCAAUGUCUAUCGAAUCAUCAGCAUCGGGGGUGCCAAGGCCAUUAUCAACAGCACUGUCACCCCCAACAUGACCUUUACCAAAACCUCCCAAAAGUUCGGGCAGUGGGCAGACAGUCGUGCCAACACUGUCUAUGGCCUUGGCUUUGCCUCUGAGCAGCAUCUGACCCAGUUUGCUGAGAAGUUCCAAGAAGUGAAGGAAGCAGCAAGACUGGCGAGGGAGAAAUCUCAGGAUGGUGGGGAGCUGACCAAUCCAGCCCUGGGACUCACUGCCCACCAGGUGCCUCCGAGCCCCCUCGUUAGCGCCAACGGCCCUGGCGAUGAGAAAUUGUUCCGCAGUCAGAGCGCAGAUGCCCCUGGCCCAGCAGAGCGCGAGCGGCUCAAGAAGAUGCUGUCAGAGGGCUCCGUGGGCGAGGUGCAAUGGGAGGCCGAGUUCUUCGCGCUGCAGGACAGCAACAACAAGUUGGCGGGCGCCCUGCGAGAGGCCAACGCCGCUGCCACCCAGUGGAGGCAGCAGCUGGAAGCCCAGCGCGCAGAGGCCGAGCGGCUGCGGCAGCGGGUGGCUGAGCUGGAGGCCCAGGCAGCCACAGAGCCACCCCCAGUCAGCGAGAAGGAGGGACCUGGCCAGGCUGUGGAGCAACUGGAAGCUCUAGUGCAAACCAAGGAUCAGGAGAUCCAGACACUGAAGAGCCAGGCUGGUGGGCCCCGCGAGGCCCUUGACGCAGUGGAACGGGAAGAGACACAGCAGAAGGUGCAGGAUCUGGAGACCCGAAACACAGAGUUGGAGCACCAGCUACGGGCAAUGGAGCGCAGCCUCGAGGAGGCACGGGCUGAAAGGGAACGAGCAAGGGCCGAGGUGGGCCGGGCUGCACAGCUGCUGGACGUCAGGCUGUUCGAGCUGAGCGAGCUUCGGGAGGGCCUGGCCCGCCUGGCUGAGGGCACCCCCUGAGCUUUGAGCCUGGCCACUGGUCCAUGUGGAAGCUGGGGCCUGUGGGAGGGGGUUUUACACAAAUGCUUCCCACCUGGGGCACAGGCCAGCCGCAGGCGGCACAACAGGCCAUUCACCCUGGCAGGGACCAGGGCCAACUCAGCCCAGGGAGGGCCUGGCCACUCACAGCUCAGGGGCUGUUUUGGGCUUUUCAUUAUGUAGGAUUUCUAGACUCCCUAGGGCAUGUGCUGGUGCCCUGAUUACAUUUCUAAGCGUG